AUGAAGCCGUCGCUGAUCCUCAGCGCUUGGCUCAUAAAGGGAGUGCUGGGAAUCGUAGAGUUCUUUACGCCCGAAGAACUGAGGUACACAUUUGGAGUCACGAAACACGAAAACGUUCCUCAACACUCUGAGGUAUUCCCAAGAUUUACGUAUCGUCCUAACGGGAUGUUAGAUAGUAUGUACCUCGAGAUGGAUGAUAGGAACUAUACGUUCAAACUAGAGUCAGUUCUAGAGCAAUUAUUAGGAGAUCAAUUCACCGUUAUACACCGGAACGAGAAGCGAGGUGGUCGAUUACUAUUGAAUCCCAAACCAAGUAGCUGCCACUACAGGUUCCUCAUGAACGGUACACAUGGUGCAAUUAGUAAUUGUGACGGGCGAAUAAGAGGCACGAUCAUUGACAACACGGGCGUAUAUGUGAUCCAUCCUUUUCCUGACAGACACGCCCACCGAGCUAAAAGAGGCACUGAGAAUGAAAAUGGGGUUCACGUCGUUUUCAAACGGGAUGCUGUGGCGCCAGUCACCGAUUUUUGUGGUCUGGACAAUGUCGUGACGGAAGAGCAGCUCACUGAGGAUGAUUCAGCCAUUUUCGAAGAUGUUUUUGUAACUGGGCAACGGCUACAGCAAAUGAGUGAUUUGGUGGUAGAGCUGGCCGUCUUCGUCGACGAAUCGCUCUGGAGGCAUUUCAGUAGCAAAUACGGAAACCAGGCACAUACAAAGUUGCAAGAUUACAUGCUGACCCUGUUGAACAACAUCCAAAUCAUGUACUAUCAGCCGUCGGCAUCGCCGCCAUUGACAUUUCGUGUAAUUCGCUAUGAAGUUCUGACGAGUCAACCGAGCUCCAUAGCCGGCAGCACCCACAACCACGGCAACGCGCAAAUGUAUCUGGACCGCUUCUGCCGCUACCAGCGCAACCUGGGCAUCCGGGACUGGGAUCACGCCAUCAUGCUCACGGGCUAUGACAUCCAUCGUGGAGCCGGAUCGCGAUCCAUUUCUGGAAUCGCACGACUCGAUGGGAUGUGCGACCCGUGGAACACCUGCACGCUGGCCGAAGGUCUCGACUUCACUUCGGCAUUCAUUGGCACGCAUGAAUUGGGUCAUAGUGUUGGAAUGCGACACGACGAACCGUACUGUCCAUCGAAGCACAUAAUGAGCUCAUCGCUGGGACCAGGAAAAGUGACAUGGUCGACAUGUUCGUUGCGAGACUACCACCAGUUCCUGCAGCGACUAGAUGCCCGUGGCAAAAACUGUCUCCGUGUGUCAAACAUGCCAACCAAAUUGACGAUUCCAACAAAUACGAAACCUGGUCAGAUAUACGAUGCUAAUUUGCAGUGUGAGCUGAUGCAUGGGCCUGGUUACCAGCAGGUGACGCCACGCCAAGACGCAUUCGAUGGAAUUUGUUACAUGAUGUGGUGUGGUCAAUCUUCGUUCGGCAGGAUCAUAACCUCGCAUCCGGCUCUGGAAGGCACUUUCUGUGGACCAAAUAAAUGGUGCCAACUUGGAAAAUGUGUACCAUGGAACGGAAACCAACACUCCGCAACGAGUUCUCCAACAGCAAACAUGAAGACUAUAUCGCCAAUUCAUACUAGUCCACCUUGGGCUGUACCUAAGAAAGUUGAUGGAGGAUUUUCGGCGUGGUCAACGCCGAACUGCAACCAGUGCACUUGUAAUCCGAUUAUCGACGGAGUUGGCUUGGCGAUUUCGCGCAGAACAUGCUCGAAUCCAUAUCCGGCCAACGGCGGCGACGAUUGUUCGGGAUCGACGAUACGUGCAAUCAUUUGCAACAAGUCGUGUCCGAAACAGCUGCAGACCGUCGACGAGUACAUCACGGAGAAGUGUACGGAGCACAAAAAACUCAAGAACGACCAAGACCUUACCGGUUCCGGCAGUCAGCUGAACCGUUUCCCGCAAAGGGCCUGCAAGGUAUUCUGCGAUGUUGCGAAUCGCCUUGGAGGGCAACGAAACUAUCGAUUCUUUGGCGAUAACUUGCCCGAUGGUACAUCUUGUGGUUACGACCGUUACUGUCUUGAUGGCGAAUGUCUGCCGCUCUCGUGCUCGAGCAACGCCUUAAUCGGUCGUGACUUAUCCUGCCCAACCGAGACUUGCCCGAGCGACAACGUACCUCUUUGGAAGGGCGAGUGGGGACAGUGGAGCUUGUGGACGACAUGUACGGUCACCUGCGGUGGUGGCUAUAGAAAAAGAUCGCGCAACUGCUCAGUGAAAGGCAGAUGCGAUGGACCAGAAACGGAGACCGAACAGUGUUCAACCAACUCCUGCCCACAAAUCAAUGCCGUCGGUGGCUCACACUGGACGACGUGGACCGAAUGGAAUCACUGCUCGGUCACAUGCGGACGUGGAUCACAGGCUCGCUAUCGAAAAUGCGUCAACGCUCAGCAUCUAAUCGCUUUUGAUUGUCCUGGUGAGGAGAGUAGUGAUGAUGACGAAAGCGUGCGUCGAUCGCUUCACAAAGACACAAACAUCGAAGUACGUUCGUGUGACGCUGGCGCCUGUAAUGGCGUUGGUGCAUGGGCGUCUUGGACGGAAUGGAGCACAUGCUCCACAUCUUGUGGUCCCGGAACCAUGGUGCGAACGCGAGGGUGCCAUAGAGAGCCUUGUGAUGGCUCAGCGCAUGAGAGGAGGUCAUGCAACCAUGGAGUGUGUUCUUCACCUCCGGGGCAAUGGGCUCCUUGGAAUGAGUGGUCGGAUUGUAGCAGACUCUGUGGUCGUGGUAUCCGAUCGAGAAGCAGGAGCUGCAAUGGCGGUGGAUGCUACGGAAGCGGAAGCGACCAAUCGUUCUGCAACGAGCAGGCCUGUGAGGCGAACGUCGGCGAGUGGGCCGUGUGGUCGUCGUGGAGCCAGUGCUCCGCCACCUGCGGGGCCGGUGUGAAGCGGCGCACGCGCUACUGCAGGACGGGCAGCUGUCCGGGCAACUACAAGGAGUCCGCCAUCUGCAACGACCGCGAGUGCGAGAGUCGCAAUGCUGCUUGGGGAGGCUGGGGUUACUGGUCCACGUGCAGCGAGACGUGCGGCGAAGGCAUCCGGAAGCGCGUGCGGAAGUGCUACGGAAGCGGUCAGUGCGGCGGCAACGAGUACGAGAAACAGUCGUGCUACCAGCGCGCAUGCGAACGGGCGUAGAGAGUGGCCAGUCGAGCGAUCCCCGACGCGAAUGCCUCAAACGAAUACUGCCUUGAUUUUAGCUGACUUUCCUCCAUUUGUCAUAGGUUGUGUGUCUAUGUGUCAUACUUUCCACUUGUUGAUGGG
Messenger RNA from Cylicocyclus nassatus, 3258 nucleotides. The record is from the annotation of a GenBank genome assembly. Lineage: Eukaryota; Metazoa; Nematoda; Chromadorea; Rhabditida; Strongylidae.